AUGAAGGCAGUGCUUGUAGCGAGCUGUUUGCUCGUUAUUCUUGGCAUAUCUUUAGCACGAGACCUCAGGGAGGAACGGUUCGAUGACCUACAGAUUGCAGCCUCGAACCACCACGAGAAAGGUGGCGGUAAAGAACAUCAUAAAAGUCACCACCACGGGCAUGGCGGCAAGGGCCAUAAAGGAUACAAGGGCCAUCACCACCACGAACAUGGGAAAAAAGGUCACCAAAAUCACGAAGGACACAAAGGAAACCAUGGUGAGCAUGGAGCUCACAAAAAGCAGCAUCACCACGACGAUGGCCACUACGUAAAGCACCAUCAUGGAGAAAAAGGAGAAAAGGGGCAUUCUUUCGAAGAAAAGGGCCAUUUUCAUAAAGGUCACUCAAUAAAGGGUCAUCAUGGACUACACAAAAUAGAUGAGUUUAAGAAAAAUAAAAAGUUCCAUGAGAAAUUUGGAGAGUCAGGAUUUGAAGAGGGAUACGGCGGUCACCAUGAUGAGCACGGGCACAAAAAGGGGGGCCACUUUGCUAAGGGGCAUAAGCACGGAGGCCACCAUGAACAUCAUCAUGGAAAAAAAGGGUCCCAUGAGAAGGGAGGACACCACCAUGAACACAAGGGACAUCAUGAUGAAGGCGGCCAUAAAGAGCAUCAUAGUCAUCACCACGAUAAUGGGAAGAAAGGAGAACAUGAAGUCCAGAAACAUUGGGGCUUUAAAAAAGAACAAUAA
Pieris brassicae (large cabbage white) is the source of this 726-nucleotide messenger RNA. Its product is annotated as histidine-rich glycoprotein-like. The record is from RefSeq and is a predicted model, not a curated record. The transcript has a single exon. Lineage: Eukaryota; Metazoa; Arthropoda; Insecta; Lepidoptera; Pieridae. The coding region runs from base 1 to 726 and encodes 241 amino acids.